AUGCAUCUACCUCCGGGCCUUGCAGUCGUUCAGCGCUCAGAAGAGGAGGGAAGAGCAUAUAUGGACUGGCACAUGCGGCAGGCCAUGAGCGAGCCCUGCUUCUUCUCCAUGCAACUCCUGAACGCGGCGACGCCUCUGGUGACACAGGGCAAACUUGCACAAGAAGUUGUGCUCCGGCUCCGCGGACAGGUCGUAACGCAUCUCAACGCAGCCAUACGCGAUCCGGAUCGAAUGCUCACCAUUCCAGUGUUGCUCACUGUAGCGAGUAUUGCGUUGCAUGAGCGACUAUUCGGCGAGGCCAGAAACGCCUUGGAGAUCCACGGACCGGCGUUUUCGAGGAUGCUCGCACUGAAGGGCGGAAUUGAGAGUCUGGAAGUUCCGCGGAUUGGCUUUGCUCUGAUCAAAUUCACAACCGAUGUCCUGUCGUCGACCAAUUCUGGAAUGUCAACCGGAGAUCUGCUCAAACGAUGGGCGCCGAGCGGACUGCGCAAGCAACAUCCUGGGUAUGGCUCCGCGGCCGAGCAAGCUUGA
Lecanosticta acicola is the source of this 531-nucleotide messenger RNA. The record is from the annotation of a GenBank genome assembly. Lineage: Eukaryota; Fungi; Ascomycota; Dothideomycetes; Mycosphaerellales; Mycosphaerellaceae.